AUGUUCAAUCACAUAAAGACCACCAUCGCCCUCGCCGCGAUCUUCGCAAUGGCACCGAGCCUCGCAAAGACGCCUCCAGGCUUCUCCGACAAUGCCGAGAGAUGCAGAGAGAAUCCUGGCGUUGCUUCCAACUGCUGGGAGCAGGCGUGUGAUUCGGUGACUGGCAACAGUGCGAGGAUCAAGCUCAUGGCCCCUGCCGAUAAGGUUGGCCAGUGGUGGGUCGAGUGUACGCUAUCAAACCGGUUCCUGUCGGCUCGUGAGUCAUUACCUGCAUCGAUCGAUCCGUGUUGCCAUCAGAAGCUGAGAGUCGCGAGCUCGGACUCCCAAAUCAGCAAACUCGACAACUACACGGAUUCUGCAAUCUCAAAGACUGGCUUCCACAAAGAGGCCUGA
Messenger RNA from Ceraceosorus guamensis, 393 nucleotides. RefSeq lists its product as hypothetical. NCBI's taxonomy places the organism in Eukaryota, Fungi, Basidiomycota, Exobasidiomycetes, Ceraceosorales, Ceraceosoraceae. The record is from RefSeq and is a predicted model, not a curated record. The coding region runs from base 1 to 393 and encodes 130 amino acids. The transcript is spliced from 3 exons.